AUGGUAGACACACGUAAACGCGGUGCUAUUGAGCCACCCAACGAGGGCGACGGGUCUCCGAAGCGUGUGAAGGUGACUCAAGUCCUUCCCCCAGCUACGAAGAAACGCCCUGCCGCGAAGAAGACUCCAGUGUAUCCUCAAAACGUGAGGAAAACUCCAGUCCCGACGCCAAGACUCAAACUACGUCUUCCUCCGGAGCCGGUUGCCGAAGUCCCAGCCCCGAAAGCAAAGAAACCAGCACAGAAAGCGAAAAAGACAACGGUGGCAGCUCCAGUGGUGGCAGAAAAGCCCCAGCCUAAGCAAACACGCCGCACCACUCCCGCAUCGUUGAACCCCCCUUCGCAGGCUGCCCCCAGCACCCGGGCCAAUCCCACCCCCACUCCCUCCCCAUCCUCUAUAUGGACUCCAGCACAGCGAUCCUGGAUCCUGUGCCACCACGCGCUCCUCCUGCGCGGCCUAGUCACAACCCCGCGCCUCGCCGCGCCCGCGCCCACAGUGCGCUGCGCGUGGUUCAACGCCUUCUUCGAGGGCUACAAGCUCGACCAAAAGGGAGAGCCUGAGGUCGCGCCGCCGCCGCGCUACGCAAAGCGCGCGUUCCGCGACUUCUGGCGCGAGGCGGCCGCGCUGUGUCCGGGGCUGCUGGCGCGGAUUGACACCGUGACGCAGGAGAACGCGGAGGCUGCGGGUGGAGAAGGGCGGACGUGGAUCCCUGUUGUGACGCCGGCGGUGCUCGCGCGGUUCGAGGUGCUGCAUGGUCGGGACACGGAAGACGGCUUGGACAUCGGGACGAGCCGUGUGGGAGCGUUUCUGGACGAGGUCGUGCGGCGGCAGUUCGAAGAGGCGGAGCCGGCGUGGAUCGCGGGCGGCCGGGCGAGUGUGCUGCGCUUCUGGGAGGGCACGGAGGAGGAACUGGCUCAGGAGGUUGGUGGGCCCUUGGCUCAACGCGAGUACAUCCGGACCAUGCACGGCUCGUCGGGGGCCCGCGUGGACGUCAUGGUCGCUAAGAAGGAUGUGUACAGCGCUUCUGGGGCGGCGCUGCUGAACAUGGCGAUCAUACGUCCGGAUGGAUAUGAUGGGGAUAUCAACAUGCUUGGGGCGGAUUUGGAUUCGCUGGCGAUAAGCGGUGAGCAGAAGAGCCGUCUCCGUGAAGAUAUAUACGCGAAUCGGGUUGCAGAUGCGCUGAGGGAGCGUGUGUUCGAGGAGAAGCUGCGGAUAGCAAAGGAAGCUAAGGAGGCUAAGAAGGCUGAGGAGGAGGCUGAGAAAGCUGAGGCAGCUGAGAAAGCAGCUGGUACAGCGACUAGAACGAGGAGUAAGAAGCAGAAGACGAAAGAUAAGGAGAUGGUGGAGCCCAAGAGUGCUCCGUCAGCCGCUGCGCGAGAAGAUCAGGUGUGA
This is a messenger RNA of Boeremia exigua, 1392 nucleotides long. RefSeq lists its product as uncharacterized. Bases 1 to 1392 code for a protein of 463 amino acids. The record is from RefSeq and is a predicted model, not a curated record. Lineage: Eukaryota; Fungi; Ascomycota; Dothideomycetes; Pleosporales; Didymellaceae. The transcript has a single exon.